AUUUUACUAACUAAUUACUUUCUAGGUGAAAAUGAGAGUCGCAUUCUUUAUCACCGACAUUGGACCACAUGGCCAGAUCAUGGUGCACCGACAACUGUCAUGGUACCAUUUUCCCUCCUACAGUCAGCAAGAGAGCAGAAAAGGCCAGUUGUUGUCCACUGCUCAGCCGGCAUCGGUCGAACGGGAACUCUUGUCCUAUCAGUUCAUGUUUUCGUGGUUGUAAUUUCAGCUUAUUACAGUAGUCUGAAGCGGGGCAGCUUUCCGAAUUCGAAUGAUUACAUGCAGACGUUACGUGCAAAUAGGGCAGGGGCAGUGCAAACUGAAGAUCAGUACGCUUAUUCGCACUAUGUUGUGGUCCGAUUGCUAUACGCUAAAAAAGUAUACACUUCAAAGGAUAUAUCAGGUAAUCAGAUAUUUCAUUUGGAUUCUUUCUUUUCCCAAUACAUUCAUUUUUUACUGCACGGAAACCUACCAGUACAGGCCACAGAAUCGAUACCUCAGAAAAUCGCAAUAUAUCAGGAAAAGAAGACAGCUCCAAAAAAGAUUAACACCUUUGAGGUUCAGGAACUGCUUGCAGUACAUAAUACACAGCUAACAUCCUCCAAGUUCGAAAAGUUCGAAAAUAAAACGGCUCAAGAAUCGGAACUUGAACCGCUGAAGGUUUCUUCAACUGAGAAACGUGAUUAG
Messenger RNA from Thelazia callipaeda (thelaziosis nematode), 687 nucleotides. NCBI's taxonomy places the organism in Eukaryota, Metazoa, Nematoda, Chromadorea, Rhabditida, Thelaziidae. The record is from the annotation of a GenBank genome assembly.